AUGGAGAGACCAGAGGGCCGACCCAACCCUUUGGAUUCACCUGAAGGUUUAUCUGAAGAAGAUGAACGCGACGAAGAUGAAAAUCCUUUUCAUGAUCGUGUUGUUCAUGGUCCACAUCAUGACAGAUUGGAAGAUAGGUUGGUUAAAGCCCUGGAUUUGAAUUCUGGUGGCGUGAAGGUUGAAGUGAGUGAUAUGUCUGGAAGGAUGCACGCGGAAGAUUUCCUAGAUUGGGAAACUAGCAUAGAGAACUACUUCGAAUGGAAGCCUAUAGCUGAAGAUCGGAAGGUGUUGUUUGUAAAGUUGAAGCUGAAGGGAAUGGCUUUGCAAUGGUGGAAAAAGCUGGAAGAACAGCGUACAAGGCAAGGCAAAGAGAAAAUCAGGUCAUGGGAUCACAUGAAACAGAAGUUGCGGAAGCAAUUUCUUCCACCUGAUUAUUUGGUAACGUUGUAUGAAAAGUUUUAUAACUUUCGUCAACGUGCACUAAGUGUUGAGGAGUAUACAACAGAGUUCUAUAAUAUUUAUUUAAGAGUUGGAUUGAAUGAGACACUCGAACAACUUGCAGCAAGAUAUAUCCUGGGUCUAAACAUAGGAAUUCGAGAAGAGUUUGGUCUCCUACGGGUUACCAACCUGGUAGAUGCUUAUCAAUUUGCUCUGAAGGCAGAGGAGAGAGUGAAUCAACGUUCAAAGAACCGAAACUCUGCGAGCCGAAUGAAAGCCACAUCCAACUGGAGUAGAACUGCACCAAAAGCAUCAGUUUGGAGUAACAAGAGCAAAGAAGGGGCCAGCACCUCAACAACAACUCCAACUGCAAGCGGAGUGCCCAAAGUCGGCACUCGUUUGGUGGCCAAGUGUUAUACAUGUGGAGGAGAUGAUCGUAUGACUUACACUUGUCCACAAAAGCGGGUUAAUUUCAUUGAAGAUGGUAGUGACGAAGGAUGGUUUGGAGACCCUAAGUAUGAUGAAUCGGAGGGUGAAGAGGAAGACUUGAUGUCAGUGAGAGGGGAGAAUCUGGUUGUCCGCAGAAUUCUUAUGUGUCCUAGGGUUGAUGACGAGGAGGAAGAUUGGCGUCGAAAGAGUAUUUUUCGCACACAAGUUUUCUGUGGUGGUAAGGUUUUCAAACUGAUUUUAGAUGAUGGAAGUUGUGAGAAUAUAGUUUCUCAAGAAGUUGUAGACAAGCUAAGUCUGUUAACCAAGAAACACCCUCACCCAUAUAAGAUUGCUUGGUUUAAGAAAAGAAACGCAGUACCUAUCACGAAAAGAUGCUUAGUGAAGUUUUCUAUUGGCAAUUUUGAAGAUGAAGUGUGGUGUGAUGUUGCACCUAUGGAUGCUUGUCACAUACUAUUAGGCAGACCUUGGUUGUUUGAUAAGAAGAUGACCCACUUGACUGAAGCUAAUACUUACAGUUUCGUGUGUAACGGAAAUAAGAUGACGUUGCAUCCUAUGAAGGAAGAAGACGUGCAAGGUGGAAGAGAAGAGAAGGGGCAGUCAACAAGUUUAUUAACUUGUAAACAGUUUCAGAAUGAAUGCAAAGAAACUGGUGUGAUCUAUGCGCUAAUGUGUAAAUCAACAUCUGAUAUUGUCCUGGAAAGUCAUGAACAACCUUCUGAAAUCACUGAAUUGUUGAAACUUUUCGAAGAACUUGCGCCUAGAGAGCUACCGAAUAUGCUGCCUCCAAUGAGGGACAUACAACAUGCCAUUGACUUGGCGCCAGGAUCUGCGCUACCUAACUUGGAAGCGUAUAGGAUGCCUCUUGCACAUCGAUUGGAGAUACGAAGACAAGUAGAGGAGUUAUUGAACAAGGGUUUGGUCAAGGAGAACAAAAGUUUGUGUGUUGUACCAGCCUUAUUGACUCCCGAGAAAGAUGGUUCUUGGUGA
Papaver somniferum (opium poppy) is the source of this 1875-nucleotide messenger RNA. RefSeq lists its product as uncharacterized. Bases 1 to 1875 code for a protein of 624 amino acids. The transcript has a single exon. The record is from RefSeq and is a predicted model, not a curated record. NCBI's taxonomy places the organism in Eukaryota, Viridiplantae, Streptophyta, Magnoliopsida, Ranunculales, Papaveraceae.